Notechis scutatus (mainland tiger snake) is the source of this 3205-nucleotide messenger RNA. RefSeq names its product forkhead box A1 (gene FOXA1). Gene Ontology annotation, biological process: anatomical structure morphogenesis; cell differentiation; regulation of transcription by RNA polymerase II. The record is from RefSeq and is a predicted model, not a curated record. NCBI's taxonomy places the organism in Eukaryota, Metazoa, Chordata, Lepidosauria, Squamata, Elapidae. Gene Ontology annotation, molecular function: transcription factor binding; protein domain specific binding; DNA-binding transcription factor activity, RNA polymerase II-specific.
AUUACACCGCUUUGCAAAUAAAGAGACGCCCCAGGGGAGUUGCAAGCCGAGUGGAACUGCCUGCUUUGCAGGUGCAUCUGCGGCUUGGUAGGUGCGAACGUCUUUGUGCGACGGACAAAUGGGGAGAGGAGGAGGAGGAGGAGGAGGAAGAGGAGGAGGAGAAGGAGGUGGGCGCUGCUUUGGCGGCAGCGGCGGCGGCGGCGGCUGGUGCAACGUAAGAUCCACCUCAGCUCAACUCCGCUCACAUCCCAGCCGGCACUUCCUCACUUUCUCGAGUGGCUCGCCGCCACCCAACGUCCCUGCUUGACUGAGCCCUCCCCGGGGGCCGGCUUCCUGCUAGACUCGGGGGGGCUCCGUUUUCUGACCUCCCUUUCGCUCGCCAAGAGGGGACUGAAUGGUUACACCGCGCACGUUGACUCCAGGAUGUUAGGGACUGUGAAAAUGGAAGGGCACGACGCAAGCGAGUGGAACAGUUACUACGCCGAGACUCAGGAGGGCUAUUCGACGGUGCCAGUGAGCAACAUGAAUUCCGGCCUGGGCUCCAUGAAUUCCAUGAACAGCUACAUGAGCAUGAACGCCAUGACCACCAGCGGCAACAUGACCUCGGGCUCCUUCAACAUGUCCUAUGCCAACCCGAGCCUGGGGCCCGGCUUGAGCCCCGGUGGAACCGGAGCCAGCAUGAACGGUAUGUCAGCCAUGGGGUCGGCGCUGAGUCCCGGCGGCAUGAACGCCAUGGGCGGCCCGCAGGCUUCGCUGAACGGACUGGGCGCCUACGGGGCCAUGGGACCCUGCAUGAGCCCCAUGGGGUACGCCUCCUCCAACCUGAGCCGCGGCCGCGACGCCAAGAGCUUCAAGCGCAGCUACCCGCACGCCAAGCCGCCCUACUCCUACAUCUCGCUCAUCACCAUGGCCAUCCAGCAGGCGCCCAGCAAGAUGCUGACGCUGAGCGAGAUCUACCAGUGGAUCAUGGACCUCUUCCCUUACUACCGCCAGAACCAGCAGCGCUGGCAGAAUUCGAUCCGGCACUCGCUCUCCUUCAACGACUGCUUCGUCAAGGUCGCCCGCUCGCCGGACAAGCCGGGCAAAGGCUCUUACUGGACGCUGCACCCGGACUCGGGCAACAUGUUCGAGAACGGCUGCUACCUCCGGCGCCAGAAGCGCUUCAAGUGCGACAAGCAACCCGGGCCCAAGGGCGGAUCGGGCGGAGGCGAGGGAAGGAAAGACCCCGGCGGGGCCAGCUCUCCCUUGCACCGAGGCCAAGCCAAAGGAGGGCAGCUGGAGGCCGCCCCGUCCAGCCACGGCGCCGACAGCCCGCAAGCCCUGGACCAGAACGGGAACGGAGCCGAGCUGAAGCCCUCCGUGGUCGCGGCGGCUGCAGUGGCAGCCUCGGUCCCCUUGGCCUCCUUGAGUCACCCGGGCCACGCGCUGGGACCCCACGAGCCGCAGCUGCACCUCAAGGGCGACCCCCACUAUUCUUUCAACCACCCCUUCUCCAUCAACAACCUCAUGUCCUCCUCUGAACAGCAGCACAAGCUGGACUUCAAAGCCUACGAGCAAGCGCUGCAAUAUUCCUCCUACGGGGGCGGCCUGCCUGGCGGGUUGCCCCUCAGCAGCGCUUCCAUGGGCGGGAGGGGAGCCAUUGAGCCCUCGGCCCUGGAGCCCUCCUACUACCAAGGUGUGUAUUCCAGACCGGUGCUGAACACCUCUUAGCCGGCCGGGGGGGGGUCUGGAGGGUCAAGCGAGCGGAAUCCUCCCUCCCUCCCUCCCUUGUCUGGGUCUCUCUCCCCAAACCUCUGCUCAAACUGACCACCCGCUUCCCUCCGCCCGCCCCCCAGCCAGCCCGCGAUCCGUGCGAGGGAAAACGGAAAGGCAAACGAACCACACGACAUAAAGCGAAAGGACUACUGUCCCUUUAUUCUCGGGGCGGCUCGGAUAAUUGCUCGGCCGCCAGGGCGUCCCAUGUCUCCGGCUUCGGCUUGACCGGUCCAGCCCUCCUUAGACAAGCCCUGUAUAGACACCACCACCCUUGGCCACAGAAAGAAGCAAGCGAGGCUUCCAUUUUGAAACUCAUCGUUGGUUGCCUUUCCCCGCCUUUUCCUCUUCGAAGCAAUCUCGCCAAAAUUGGGUGGGGGGGGUGAUUUUCAAAAGAAAAAAGGCGAAGCUCGACCCAAGGCAGCCCGCGCGCCGCUUUCCACCCACCGCGCCUGGGUUGGCUCCUGGAAAGCCUCUCGCGUUGAGGGUGGGGAGGGGGUUUCCUCCCCCCCCCCAGCCUCGAGAUGGAUUCAGUAGGUCGAAGUUGAGGCCGGACUUACUGGCCUGCGUGUGACUCUCCCCGGUAAACAAGUAAACAGACGGGGGCGGAGGGUUGACGUUAGAUUAGGAGCCCGACCCCUUUGAAGGAUGCGGCGCAGAGAGAGGCAGAACUUGCCUCCGUUUUGAGACUUAGGGGAAAGGGCAUUUGUUUCACGCCCUGCUGAACUCGCCCCCUCCCCUCCCCUCCCCCGCAGGCCCAUUGACCCCAGGGACCCAGCCACGGGUGACAGAUCCCCCUUGUAUAAAGGGACAGAGCACAGAUGGCAAGUGGGAAGAGGGAAAGGAUCUCUCUCCUGCAUUUCCAAUGGGAUCCGGAUCGGAUACAGAACUGUACAGGUCACGCAGCCUUUUAAGGCAUGUUACAGUUAUUUCAACUGCCCCCCCACUCCCCCCUUCUCACAAGCUGUUACUAAGGAGUCUCCUUCUUCAGCAUCAGGAAAUCUCUUGGCUACAUGGAUGACUUGGUUUAUUUAAUCUCAGAGUUCUCCCCCCCCACCCCCAAUCCCAUCCCCCCCCCUCCGUGGGUUCCAGAACUCUAGGACUAUUAUCGUUGUUCGAGCCCCGCGCGUCGAAGACUAUUCUGAAGUGGGAGAUGCUCCCGAGGCUGCUUUCAUCAGACCAGUCGCCACCUUCCUGAAUUUGAGGUUUUGAGGUGGCUUAAUUCUACCUUACCUUUGUUAGCACGUUCAUCCAGUGUUAAUGCACUUUCUUCAGUUUUUACAGGAUGUUUCAGCAUAGCCAGGCGGGUUACUCCCCUUCCUCUUUUCGGUUCCCUUCCUUCUCCCCCCACCCUUCCCCCGUUUGCCUUUACAAUAUUCUUAAUUUAUUUGCACGGUUUAUACUUUCUUCUUGACAGCUUGAAAGUGCUUUAAAAUAAACGGUUUUAAAAUGA